AGCCCUAUUGAAAAAAAAUGGAGUAGACCAAAAUUCAAGAUGGCUGCGCCCACCAAUGAACCGAUGGAGCACGUGGGAUCACAGAAAAUGACCCAAACCCAAAGAAAAGCAGUGAUUUUGAACAUCAAAGAACACGAAAAACUCUUUCUCGAAAGCAGGGAGCAUUCUAACUCCUUGGUGGAAUUAUUGGAAAUUGUUCAGUCCGAUGACAAGACAGUUGCAACUGCAGCAGUCAAAAGUCUCCACAAGAUAUUCUCCCGGUUGCUCAGUAAAGAUGCGCUGACCUCUGACACGCCGAGGACGAAGUCCAUGAAGGGAAACAGGGAGACGAGAGAGGCUACUGUGAACCCGGAGGAGCAGUACAAGGCCUGGCUGCAGGCCAGGUACCAUGACUGUCUCAGGUGCUUGGCGCGGGUGAUUGACACCUUCACAGAUGCGCCUGCACUUCAGGAAAUAACCCUGUGCAGCCUCAUGAAGCUUCUCCAAACUGAGUCCAACCACCCUCUAAGGAAGAAGGACUUGGAUGGAUACACAUUCCCCAUCAGUGUGUUGGCGCAUGUUGUUCCCAAGCUUCUCUCUAAGGACACAGACAUGAAGGACUUGAUUGGCCGGUUCCAGGAAUAUCUGGAGUAUGAUGACAUCAGGUUCUACGCCCUGAGCCAGGUCAGACAAUACCUGGGCCAAAUUGUCAAGAAAGACGACAAACAGGACCUGACUGUACUCUGCAACAACACAUUUGCCCUGCUAGAGCAUGUUACCAUGCCGACAGCGGGGGAGGACAUUGGCAAUUUCAUGUGCAGAGCUCCAGGGGAAGAUGAGGAAGUCAAAGUGACGUCUCUUAAGAACCACCGGAGACAUUUCAGUGAAUCCUGGCUGGUCUUCCUCAGUCUUACCUUACCCCCAGCCAUCUACAAGAAGGCGCUGGUCAUUCUCCACGAGGUGGUCAUGCCUCACAUGUCAAACCCACUCUUGCUGACCGACUUUCUGACCAUUUCCUAUAACAUCGGAGGUGCCAUUAGCCUACUAGCUCUCAAUGGCUUGUUUAUUCUCAUCACCAAACACAACUUAGAGUAUCCAGAGUUUUACAAGAAGCUGUAUGCAUUGUUUGAGCCAGGCAUCUUUCACGUCAAGUACAGAGCACGCUUCUUCCACUUGGUGGAUCUCUUCCUCAGCUCAACGUACUUGCCAGCUUAUCUAGUGGCUGCCUUUGCCAAGCGACUCUCCCGUCUAGCUCUGACAGCACCCCCUUCAGCCCUGAUGCUGGUCAUCCCGUUCGUCGGCAACCUGCUGCAUCGGCACCCCAGCUGUCAGGUGAUGGUGCACCGACCCGACGGUCCAUCCGAACUGGCAGAUGACCCUUGUAUAAUGGAUGAGACAGACCCUGCCAAAUGCCGUGCCAUGGAAAGCUCACUAUGGGAGAUACAAACUCUCAAAUCCCACUACCACCCAGGGGUGGCCACAGCAGCUGCAUGGACCGACAGGCCCCUCCCUAAGGAAGAGUGGGACAUCUCAGAACACCUGGAGUUGUCUACUGCAGAGAUGAUUGGCUCAGUGACGAAUAAGAAGAUGAAGGCAGCUCCUGUUGAGUUUGAACCUCCUAAGGGACUAUUCGGGGACAAAGAGGAUACCUUUGCCAAGCUUUGGGCUUGUGACUAAAAAGUCAUUCUCUUCAUUCAUCAUUUGCCUUCAACCUUAAACUAUCCGAAGUCUUUCAAACCCAUCAAUGAAUCUUACGAGAUUUUGAUGGUUUAAAGACAAUGGACUGCAUUCUUGUGCAUGGGCAGAGAUUUCUUGUCACAAGUGGGAGGGGGGAGGAUUUCUGAAAGCUCAGCACGGCCUCCAUCCCAGGUGAGAUCAUGAUGCUGGUAAGUGCCAAGUCUGGAGGUGCAGGCUAAGUGUGGGCUUAGUCAGUGACUUGAAAAGUCGGGGGGGGGAGAUUAUAUUCGUAAUUCCCCCCAGGUCACCCUCAUCUCCCUUCAGGGUCUCCGCCCAUGUUCUUGUGUCCGCCAUCUUGAAUUAAAAGUGAGGCAACGUUAACUUUUUCAAAACCUGUGAUUAAAAAUAGCCGGAACAGACUAAACGUUUAUUAUAAAUUAUCGCCACUUUACACUCAGAAUGAUUAUAAUUUGUGAUAAAGUAACAAUAACAGAACAAAAUUACAUUGAAUAUGAUAGAUUCAGGGAACACAAUUGAAAAUGGUUUCCCUGUGAAUAAGGUCCAGUCGUUAUUGCUUUCCAAAGGGGCUUAAAGAUGAAAGUCGAAUUUGUGUUUGUGUUUUAAGGGGCCAGUCAAAUUAGCAAGGUUUCUUUAAUGGCCGUAAAGUUCUUCAGUGUUUCACCUCCCCAAAACAUGUUACAGUUUUGACUAUGUAUACAGGCAUUAGUUUGAAUGGACUAAUAGAGUACUUUGUGUUCUUUACAAAGUUGUAUUUCCUUUAUAAUGUUGAAAAAUGGACAGAUCAACCCUUUACCUGUCAGUUUUGACUUGAAAAUGAACAUUGCUCUUCAUUUCAAAACAGAAAUCAUUCUUUGGUCUCAAUCCAGUUUCUUACUGAAGAAUAGGUCAUGGAGUGCAUAAUACAUGGGAAAAUGUAAAACCUUCAAUUCUUCUGAUGUGACAAUUACUUAAACAGCCUCCUUUUUACCGUGUUUUGUGCCUAAAUGAAUUCUUUGCCAAUCGCUCCAAUGGCCCAGAUUUCAUUUAAACUUGAGACCUACUAAACACUUCUCAGUUCUCAUGAUUUUGUUGUCUAGUGUUCUUCAUCCCUUGAUGAAAUAACCUGACUGGUCGUUGAUGGUGAAUAUAUAGGGCCAAAUUCCAAAGUGCUGCUAGGACACAUUUUUUGGCUUACUGCGUCUGUGCACGUUUCACAUUGGUCUUUUUUCAAGUCACUGAUUUGUUAGGUUCCUAGUUUACCAUUGAAACCAAUUGAAAAUUUGCAAAACAUAUCUUUGUAUAAAGUGCAAUGGAAUACAUCUGUGGUAGAACUUUCAGUUGCAUUGAGGUCGGAGGGUGUCAGGUCAAGAAACUAAACUUGAAGUCUGGAAUAAAAGCCGAGCUGAGAUUUGGAAAGCCCUCAUAGACUCAAGCAGUAAGUGCAACAAGGAGCACCGAUCAAAGGCAGAAUUUCUGUAAAUAUUUUUAUAAGCACAUCUCUUCUGUAAAAUGCUCUAAAGGGUUUAUUGUCCUUAAGGUGAAAGUGAAAGCAUAAGGGAAUCACUUUUGGCAAAAGUGAAUGUCACAACCAAAAGGCAGUGCAGACUUUGUCAAGAUGUUGCUUUCCCAAGAAGUGUUAACUUGCUCAAAGAUCACACCGCAAUUUCUCUGCUAUGCUUAGGACGGGGCAUCUGGUAACUGUUGGAGAAUUCUGUAGAAUUGAAUCCUUUGCACUGUUAAUGUCUGGCCUGUCUUGGACAUUUGUAUGUGACCCACCACUAAACAUAGCCUUGAUUACAGUUUCUUAUUUUUGUCUAUAUUAUUUGACUUUUUGAAAGAUAAUCUACAGCUUUCUUUACUGUGUGUUGGGAAUUGCUAAUUAAUCCUGAAAUAUCGGGUGGCGAACAAGGAAGUUUCAAAUAAAGUGUAGAAAUUGAGAAGCCAA
Messenger RNA from Acanthaster planci (crown-of-thorns starfish), 3601 nucleotides. RefSeq names its product nucleolar complex associated 4 homolog (gene noc4l). Lineage: Eukaryota; Metazoa; Echinodermata; Asteroidea; Valvatida; Acanthasteridae. Gene Ontology annotation, cellular component: small-subunit processome; nucleolus; Noc4p-Nop14p complex. Gene Ontology annotation, biological process: ribosome biogenesis. The record is from RefSeq and is a predicted model, not a curated record.